This is a messenger RNA of Drosophila nasuta, 1501 nucleotides long. RefSeq names its product DDB1- and CUL4-associated factor 13. The coding region runs from base 88 to 1425 and encodes 445 amino acids. NCBI's taxonomy places the organism in Eukaryota, Metazoa, Arthropoda, Insecta, Diptera, Drosophilidae. The transcript is spliced from 3 exons. Gene Ontology annotation, molecular function: protein binding. Gene Ontology annotation, cellular component: nucleolus; small-subunit processome. Gene Ontology annotation, biological process: maturation of SSU-rRNA from tricistronic rRNA transcript (SSU-rRNA, 5.8S rRNA, LSU-rRNA). The record is from RefSeq and is a predicted model, not a curated record.
GCUAACGGUCACACUGUCACGCACAUGUGUUUGUUUUCAUUUGUCUAGCGAGUUUUUUGUUGAUUUAAAAGUGAGUGCGAUUGUAAAAUGAAGGUAAAAAUGAUAAGUCGCAACCCGGACAACUAUGUCCGGGAAACUAAGCUGCAACAGCACAAAAUUCCUCGAAACUACGAUCCGGCGUUGCAUCCACUUGAGGGCGCUAGGGAAUAUGUGCGUGCCUUAAAUGCCACCAAAUUAGAUCGUGUGUUCGCAAAACCAUUCGUGUGCAACUUGAGCGGACAUCGCGAUGGCGUCUCCUGUUUUGGCAAACAUCCCAAACACCUCUCGACACUGGCCACCGGCGCCUACGAUGGCGAAGUGCGCAUCUGGGAUUUGGCGAAUCGCAGCAGCAUCCGCAGCUUUGUAGCUCACGAUGGAUUUGUGCGCGGCAUUGCCUAUUCCCGCAAUGGCCAGCGUUUCUUCACAGUGGGUGAUGACAAGACCAUCAAGGUGUGGAACGCUCAAGCUCCCGAAUUGGGUGAGGAGGAGGAGCCUGUGAAUACGAUACUGAGUCGGCACAUACUGCAAGGCAUUUCACACAAUCGAAAGGACAACAGUUUCGCCACGUGUGGCGAGGUGUGCGCCAUUUGGGACGAGCAGCACAACGAUCCUAUCAAGACCUUGAAAUGGGGCGUUGAUACACUGCAUACCAUUUCCUUUAAUCCUGUGGAGACUAAUAUACUAGCCUGUUGUGCCAGUGAUCGCAGCAUUAUAUUGUAUGACCAGCGAGAAGCGCAGCCACUGCGCAAAGUGGUUUUGACGAUGAAGAGCAAUAAAUUGGCCUGGAAUCCCAUGGAAGCAUUCAACUUUACGGUGGCCAAUGAGGACUGCAAUCUCUACACAUUUGACACACGCAAACUGCAGACACCGCUCAAGGUGCAUUUCGAUCACGUUUCCGCCGUCACUGAUGUGGAUUAUGCUCCCACGGGCAAGGAAUUCGUCUCGUCCAGCUACGACAAGACGGUGCGCAUCUAUCACGCUCACCAGAGUCACUCUCGUGACAUCUAUCAUACCAAGCGUAUGCAGCAUGUCGUCUGCGUUGCUUGGUCUUUGGACAAUCGUUACAUUUUUUCUGGAUCCGAUGAGAUGAACAUACGUAUGUGGAAGGCGAAUGCAUCUGAAAAAUUGGGCGUUGUGCGACCACGUGAAAGGGCCAACUUCAACUAUCAGGAGGCGCUCAAGGAGAAAUAUGCAGCGCAUCCGCAAAUCAAGCGGAUUGCGCGUCAUCGACAGGUGCCGCGUCAUGUGCUGAAUGCGCAGCGCAAGAUGCGUUCGGUCAAGGACAAGGAACUGCUCAAGGAGGCCAAUGUGCGCAAGCACUCCAAGAAGGGCACAGUACCUUUCGUUAGCGAGAAGAAGAAACAUGUCAUACGACAGGACGUUUAAAUAAUUUUUACAAAAAAAAAAUCGUUUUAAGUGCUUUCUUUUAUAAUAGUGUAACAAUCAAUGAUAAUCAAUGAAA